UCGCCGCCAUCCUCAUCAGCUUCGAUCGUCAUACCGAAUGGCAGAGCAAGGAAGUCAAAAUCAGGCCGAAGAGCGGCUCCAUGUUGUUGUACAGUCGAAAGAAGGUGCGCUAUCGACGGGACGGUUACUGUUGGAAAAAGAGGAAGGAUGGGAAGACGACGAGGGAGGAUCACAUGAAAUUGAAAGUUCAAGGCACGGAGUGUAUCUACGGAUGCUACGUUCAUUCGGCGAUCUUGCCUACCUUUCACAGAAGAUGCUACUGGCUGCUUCAGAAUCCGGACAUAGUCCUGGUUCACUAUUUAAAUGUACCGUAUCCGGACGACAACAAGCUCGCCGUAAUAACGCCGAGCCUGUCCCUUUGGGCAGACAAGAAGGAAUGGACAAAGGAAGAGCUUAUUUCGCAAUUGAAGCCGAUGUUUUUUAGCGAGGACGAGCCUGAUUUAAACAACGAAUUAGAAAUAUCGACCGCCGAAACGGUUGAAGCCAUUGUAAGUCAAUUAAUGGAAAAGCAGCGAGUUGCUCGUCAGGCGGCUCUGGUAAAGCAAUUAGAGUGCGGAUGUCCCGAUUCGACGUGCGCCGAUGGAAAGUCGUGCUCGCAUCCGAUGCGUCGAAUAACGGCAGCAAAAAACGAAGUAGCGAACUCAUUACCUUCUUCUAGCUCAAAUUCGCGUCCACCCAGCCGUGCCGAAAAUAAUCAGGUGUCGUCAACGACCGGGUCCGGGGGCAUGUUCCUUAACAAUAACCACGCUGGUAGAGUCUACUCGCGCGAUGCACGCAACCAUCUCUCACAAUCGGCCGGGCAAAACUCGGGUAAUACUCCGCCACUGGUGCUCAGUUUGUCGCAGAUCCAAGGCGGUGGUGGUUUACUCAUACUCAACAGCAACUCGACGACCUCCACGAAUUCGACAACCCACCAGUCGUUUGUAGCACCAGUCUCCGUUGCAAAUUUCGUCUCCAGCACGACCGCCAGCCGGGUCCAUUCCAAAGUAGAUAGGUCAAAAAAUGGUCCGAUAGUUCUAAAACAGGAAAUCAUGGACACUCAAUGCACGUACGGUUCCACUAUAAGCAGACCAAAUGGACGAAUGCGCGAACUCAAGCACGACACAUCCACCACCAUGCUAGGAAAUAUGUCGUUUAAUCAACAAAAGAACGUCCACCACCAAAACGAAAUGAUAAUGGUUAGCGCCCCAUCUACUCCUUCCAAACGCAUGGAUACGAGCAACGAAGAAAUGCCGGAGUUCAAACAUCAAAACUUUUGCGGCGACACCGUGGUACUUUUAAAUACCGAUUCCGGUGGAUCUUUAGUUAGCAAAAAUGUCGGGUCUUCCAUAGCAUCCGGUAGUUUCUUUAACGAAACUUUAGAUUUAUCCCACGAAGAUAUUCAAAAAACUCUUUCUGCCAAUAUGCCGUUGUGUUCAUCCGAAUUAGAAGCACACCAAAAUCACAAUCCCGAACCGGCGAACAGCCGAAGUAACCAUAAAAGGGAACCGGAACAGCAACCGAUCACGCACGACAUGAACCCAAUGGAUUUCAUUAACACGUGCGACGUGGUCGUUUCUCCGACUCACGUGGUCGACGAUGACGUUUUUGUCAAUUUGGACGCGUUCGAUAUGCUCGGCGAAUUUCCCGAUUUAGAAGGUUUAGAAUCUGGACAUGCCACUCUUUUAGAUGUCCAUCCGUCCGUGAACGAAAAUCCGGGAAAAACUCAAAACAUAAUUCAGACACAAAUGGACGCGCACGCGAAGAUAACAGAUUACUCCCCCGAAUGGGCCUACCCUGAAGGUGGUAUCAAGGUAUUGGUCACCGGCCCUUGGCACUCCACCGGUCCUUACACGGUUCUCUUCGACACAUUCCCCGUACCCACCACCCUCGUGCAAGACGGCGUGCUGCGUUGUUACUGUCCAGCUCACGAAGCGGGCCUUGCUACAUUGCAGGUGGCUUGCAAUGGAUGCGUUAUAUCUAAUUCUGUGAUAUUUGAAUACAAGUUACCUCCGCGCGAAGAACAAGUUCCUGCUCCCGAGCCUAAGGUCGAACGUUCAAAUGACAAUUUACUCAAAUUCACACUGCUGCAAAGACUCGAAGCUAUGGACGAGAGGUUGCAGAUCAAACAGGAACCCGUAGACGGAUCGGAUCAUGUUGAGGACACAACUUUAUUCAUGCAAUCAAACUUCGAAGAUCGUUUGGUUACGUACUGCCAAACAAUGACCUCCAGGUUGUGGAGGUACGGUGAGGAGUUGAGCGUGUCUUGGUUUACCAGCCAUCGGGGCAUGACGUUGUUACAUUUAGCCGCGUCUUUGGGCUACUCGCGCUUGGUGUGCGCGUUGCUCCACUGGAGAGCGGAAAAUUCUUCCCUUCUUCUCGAAACGGAGGUCGACGCGCUGAGCCAAGACGAAGACGGCUACACUCCAUUGAUGUGGGCUUGCGUUAAGGGUCACACUGAUACCGCCGUCAUGCUGUACAAGUGGAACCAUACAGCGCUUAAUAUAAGAAAUAGUCGCAUGCAAACGGCUCUUGAGUGUGCGAGGGUCAACUGCAACAUGGAGCUGGUAAAGGAGCUCGAGAAGCUGGAGGCGCGAAGGGAUAAGGCUAAUAUGUUGUUGCACUCAGUGAACGGUUACAACGACAAUGGCAAUUCGCCUGCUGCCAUUUCACCGGCAAGCUCCGUGGCCUCGCUAACAUCAAUUGCUUCAACUAGUCGCUCACACGAUGGAGUUUUUCUUCGCCCGGGAGUGGUCACACGAAGUGAGUCGCAGAAAUACAAAAUAUUAAACCUCGACGUAGAUUCGCUGACGACCAGCGAAACUCACAACUCUUCCAGUAAAUCAAACUUUCUUCCAAGUACCUUACUGUCCGAAGCCAACGUGCAAAGUCGCAAUUUCGGUUCCCGUUUAAUCAAAAGACCAUCGAUCGACAGUGGUAUCAACAUGAACACUGUUCAGUCAAGCGACAGUUUGCCAACACUGAAGUUUCGAAGCGUGAAAACAUCGUAUGGGAACAACUCAAAACUAACAAGAUUUGACCGAAGUAUGUCGCUACCGUUGAGUUCUCCCUUAUCAAAUCAAGACAGUUCUUUUGACAGCGAGACCUCCGACAGUUCCCAUGCGCGGAGAAUGGAUUUUGCUCUAUGCGAAGUGGGGAGUGGGCCCCGCAGCAAUAGCCCCCUCAUUGACGUGGAAGCCGUGUCUGAUGACGAAUCGGACACCCACAACAGUGGUGUAGGGGAGCAAGAUGCGCGGGUGCUAACUCUAGCAGAGCAAAUUAUUGCUGCAAUUCCUGAACGGAUCAAGAAUGAAAGUGAAGAAAUGAUGUUAGAUCACAGUCCAGAACCGAGCGAUACUCUUCAAGCUAAUGACACACUAUCUGACGUUUUUAUGGAGCCACUCCUAGAUCAAACUGGCACUUCAUUCGAACCUUCGGAGUACAACUUUGAUUUUUCCGAUCACAACUACAGGUAUUACGAUGUCAGCACCCCUUGCUCAAGCUUAAGCCCGGCAUCGUCGAGCUGCUUACAGUCGCCCUGCUCCUUCACUUUAGACUCCCCCUCGCCGCCACCAACAACCGCGGAUUUCUGCGAGUUCUUUCAGGCGUCGGGAAGCUUAUUUGAGAAAGAUUUCUCUAAUCUAACUCUCUCAGAUCAGGAACAAAGGGAGCUGUACGAAGCGGCGAAAAUCAUCCAGAAAGCUUACCGCUCUUACAAAGGGCGCCAACAGCAAGAGCAGGACAAGGAGAGGGCCGCCGCUAUCAUCAUACAAAACUAUUACCGACGUUACAAGCAGUACGCCUACUUUAAGCAAAUGACUCACGCCGCCAUGGUCAUUCAAAACGGUUUCCGCUCGUAUUGCGAACACAAACGGUUUAAGAAGAACCAGGAGGGAUCCGUGGGAAUACAGAGUUACUACCGCAACUACAAGGAGGGAAAUCGAGAGGGUACGCCCGCUUCCGGUCUGAAGCGAACUUAUUCUCAGAGGCGACAGCACCAAGCCGCUAGGAAGAUACAGCAGUUUAUGAGACAGUCCAAGAACAAUACAUGGAAUGAGAAAAUAAACACGACGAAAUUAUUUUCAGGUAAAAUAUCUGACGUCACCGGAACCUACGACCUCUCGUUCUUCUUAGCGGGAAUAUUCAUAAUAUUAUCAGGCUUAAUGCUACUGAUCUUGCCCGUUACCAACAAGGUCAAACGUUACACGUUACAAAGGCAAGAGUCGACGUCCGACAACUCGAACGAAGAAUCGAAGUGGCGAAAGAUCCUCAACACGUGCAUCAAAUCCAAAACAAGUCCCAGUAAAAUAUCUGACGUCACCGGAACCUACGACCUCUCGUUCUUCUUAGCGGGAAUAUUCAUAAUAUUAUCAGGCUUAAUGCUACUGAUCUUGCCCGUUACCAACAAGGUCAAACGUUACACGUUACAAAGGCAAGAGUCGACGUCCGACAACUCGAACGAAGAAUCGAAGUGGCGAAAGAUCCUCAACACGUGCAUCAAAUCCAAAACAAGUCCCAGCAAGUGCGCCCCGGAGAAUCACGUAUAA
Messenger RNA from Photinus pyralis (common eastern firefly), 4526 nucleotides. Its product is annotated as calmodulin-binding transcription activator 2-like. Bases 81 to 4526 code for a protein of 1481 amino acids. Lineage: Eukaryota; Metazoa; Arthropoda; Insecta; Coleoptera; Lampyridae. The transcript is spliced from 19 exons. Gene Ontology annotation, molecular function: double-stranded DNA binding; transcription coregulator activity; protein binding. Gene Ontology annotation, biological process: regulation of transcription by RNA polymerase II. Gene Ontology annotation, cellular component: nucleus. The record is from RefSeq and is a predicted model, not a curated record.